Messenger RNA from Ipomoea nil (Japanese morning glory), 2136 nucleotides. Its product is annotated as rust resistance kinase Lr10-like. Lineage: Eukaryota; Viridiplantae; Streptophyta; Magnoliopsida; Solanales; Convolvulaceae. The record is from RefSeq and is a predicted model, not a curated record. Gene Ontology annotation, molecular function: protein kinase activity; polysaccharide binding; ATP binding. Gene Ontology annotation, biological process: protein phosphorylation. The transcript is spliced from 3 exons. Bases 190 to 2040 code for a protein of 616 amino acids.
ACAAAUAUCUCAACAUGUACAUCAAAAACUUCCUGCAGCCUCCUGGGAUAUGAUAUAAUGACAUAGAAUGGUUAGGUUGUGGAAAUUGAAGAUUGAUUUCCAUUCCAACUAAAAGUUUAAUAUUGGGAAAAGAGGAAACCAUGUGCAAUUAAGUUCUUCAAUUCCUCCUCCACUCUAUAUCAAAGUAGCAUGGAGUUCUCUCCAGAAAUGAAAGGCGGCUACUUCCUGCUGCAUCUUCCCAUUCUUGUGCUCUUUUUAACCCUCAUGAUGUCUUUGGGGCAUGGUUAUGAUCAUGAUGAAUGCCUGCCAAGAAGAUGUGGGAACAAUGGCCCUGAAAUCUCCUUCCCAUUUCGACUCAAACACAUUCACCCUCAGCACUGUGGCUACCCUGGAUUUGACCUUUCAUGCACUGAAAUGGGAGAAACUGUUUUGGAACUGCCCGUUCCACUUCUCAACGGUACCCACCUUCCAUAUGCAGUGAAGUUUUUUAUACAUAAUAUAUACUAUGAAUAUGAUGCAAUUGUAAUAUCUCCGGUGGAUGGCCGCCUCCUACAACUGCUCCCCUUACUAAAUUUAUCUGCAUCUCCCUUUAGCUUGCCGCCAUAUCUUGAUCGCUACAGCAUUUUCAACUGCUCCUCAAACAGGACCAGUGACAAAAUUCACCUCUCCCCAAUCACAUGCCUUAGCAAACAAAACCACCAUUUUGUUUAUGCUGUGGGCUCUUUCCUUGAUCUUUACUCUGUAACAGAGCUAAUGUCAUGCACGAAAACGUUUGAGAUUUCAGCCUCCUACGAACUAAUACAAUAUUGUCAAUUUCUUCUGAACUGGAAUAGACCCAGCUGUGGGCUGAAGAGCAACAGCACCCAAGAAGAUGCCUACUGCAGUGGAAAAAGACCAAGUAGAGGUGUACUGGGAAAAUUAAAGGUUGCAGGUGAAGUUUUUGGGUCGUUUCUUGCUGUGUUGUUGGUUUUGGGUGCCUACCAGAUUUAUAGGUCAAAGAAAAUGAAGGAGGAGGAGCAAGUGAAGAUUGAAAGGUUCUUGGAGGAUUAUAGGGCUCUUAAACCGGCAAGGUAUUCGUAUGCAGAUAUCAAGAAAAUUACAGAUAGAUUCAGUGAAAAAUUAGGCGAAGGCUCCUAUGGUACAGUGUACAAGGGGAAGCUUUCAGAUGAUGUUUUUGUUGCUGUUAAGCUCCUCAAUAAUUCCAAAGGAGAUGGAGAUGGGGAAGAGUUUGUCAAUGAAGUGAGCACAAUUGGAAGCAUACACCAUGUCAACGUGGUUCGACUCGUUGGCUAUUGUGCUGAUGGGUUCCAUCGAGCUCUUGUUUAUGAAUAUUUAGUGAAUAAUUCUCUUGAAAAAUUUAUUAUAUCUUCUUCAUCGAACGAGAAGAAUUUUCUUGGUUGGGAGAAACUACAACAGAUUGCUCUUGGCAUAGCCAAAGGAAUUGAGUAUCUUCACCAAGGGUGCGACCAAAGGAUCCUGCAUUUCGACAUUAAACCUUGUAAUAUAUUGCUAGACCAAAACCUUAACCCAAAAAUCUCUGAUUUCGGUCAAGCAAAGUUGUGCUCCAAGGAAAACAGCAUUGUCUCCAUGACUGCGGCGAGAGGAACCAUGGGUUAUAUCGCGCCAGAAGUUUUCUCUCGAAACUUUGGAAAUGUCUCGUAUAAAUCAGAUGUUUAUAGUUUCGGAAUGUUGUUGCUCGAAAUGGUGGGAGGAAGGAAAAGGGGUGAAAUUUCAUCACCUGAAACUAGCCCAGAAUGGAUUUACAACAUCUUAAAUAGGGGAGAAGAACUAGAGAUCCAGAUAGAGAAUGAGGAUGAUUCCAAGAUUGCAAAGAAACUAACAGUAGUGGGACUUUGGUGUAUUCAAUGGUAUCCUGUGGACCGGCCUCCCAUCAAAGUUGUGAUUCAGAUGCUUGAAGCUGAGGAGCCUCCCUCCAUGCCACCAAAUCCUUUUGGUUCCACAGAUUCAUCUAAGACUAAAGCUACCAAGCCAAUGAAACUAUUCAAUAGUGGACUAGAAAUUAUAUCUGAGUUGGAAUGAAUUUGUUACAAAAUAAUGUGCUAAAAAAUUUUCUUAUUGUCUGUUACAAAAUAAUGUGCUAUAAAUUUUACCUAUUGUUUGUUGUAAUGAUGACUC